Molecule: messenger RNA, 2870 nt
Organism: Zea mays
Lineage: Eukaryota; Viridiplantae; Streptophyta; Magnoliopsida; Poales; Poaceae
Product: Auxin response factor 10
Exons: 14
Coding region: 142-2559 (805 amino acids)
Biological process (GO): response to hormone; regulation of DNA-templated transcription
Cellular component (GO): nucleus
Molecular function (GO): DNA binding
Source: RefSeq, marked validated
CACAGACACACGCAAAAACAUUUCUCCCCCCUCCCGACUGCUACUGCCGCUGCCUCCUCCCCCUUUCCGCCCGCCUUCGCUCCCUCCCAACCCCCUUCCUCCUCCGUCUAGGGUUUCCCGCCGCCGCCUGAUCCGAGUCAGAUGCCGCCCGCAACAGCCAUGGCGCCGCCGUCCCAGCCCCCGUCUAACUCAGGGGAUCCGCUGUACCCGGAGCUCUGGCGCGCCUGCGCCGGCCCGCUCGUCACCGUCCCCCGCGUCGGCGACCUCGUCUUCUACUUCCCCCAGGGGCACAUCGAGCAGGUGGAGGCGUCCAUGAACCAGGUCGCCGGGAACCAGAUGCGCCUCUACGAUCUGCCCCCCAAGCUGCUCUGCCGCGUGCUCAACGUCGAGCUCAAGGCGGAGACGGACACCGACGAGGUCUACGCGCAGAUCAUGCUCAUGCCGGAGCCCGAGCAAACCGAUGUGCCGGCUGAGAAGCCGAGUUCUGCACCUGCUGCGUCGCCGAGGCCAGCAGUCAGGUCCUUCUGCAAGACGCUCACCGCCUCGGACACCAGCACACACGGUGGCUUCUCUGUGCUGCGCCGACACGCUGACGAGUGCCUCCCUCCCCUGGAUAUGACCCAGUCGCCUCCCACACAGGAGCUGGUGGCGAAGGAUCUGCAUGGCAUGGAGUGGCGCUUCCGCCACAUCUUUAGAGGGCAGCCAAGGAGGCAUCUCCUUCAGAGUGGUUGGAGUGUUUUUGUUAGUUCUAAAAGGCUUGUUGCUGGUGAUGCCUUCAUUUUCCUCAGAGGAGAAAAUGGUGAACUUCGAGUUGGUGUUAGGCGGGCAAUGAGGCAAUUGUCUAAUGUACCUUCUUCAGUCAUAUCUAGCCAAAGCAUGCACCUCGGAGUCCUUGCGACUGCAUGGCACGCCAUUAACACGAAGUCCAUGUUCACUGUCUACUACAAGCCUAGGACGAGCCCUUCAGAGUUCAUCAUACCGUACGAUCAAUAUAUGGAGUCGGUAAAAAAUAAUUAUUCUAUUGGCAUGAGAUUCAGGAUGAGGUUUGAAGGAGAAGAGGCGCCAGAGCAGAGGUUUACUGGUACAAUAGUUGGUUGUGAAAAUCUUGACCCACUAUGGCCUGAUUCCAGUUGGAGAUACUUGAAGGUGCGUUGGGAUGAGCCUUCUACUAUCCCGCGGCCAGAUAGGGUCUCUCCUUGGAAGAUAGAGCCUGCUUCAUCGCCUCCUGUUAAUCCACUCGUGCAUUCUUCUAGAGCAAAAAGACCUAGACAAAACGUUCCUCCACCUUCACUUGAAUCAUCUGUUCUCACAAAAGAAGGUGCAACCAAGGUCGAAAUCGAUUCAGCUCAAACACAACACCAAAAUUCGGUCUUGCAAGGUCAGGAGCAGAUGACCUUGAGGAACAACCUGACUGAAAGCGCUGAUUCUGAUUCCACUGUUCAGAAGCCGAUGAUGUGGUCCCCAUCACUCAAUGGGAAAGCCCACACUCAUUUUCAGCAGAGACCUGCUAUGGAUAAUUGGAUGCCAUUGGGAAGGCGUGAAAAUGACUUCAAGGACACCCGUUCUGCCUUCAAGGAUGCCCGCACCGCCUCUCAAUCAUUUGGAGAUACACAGGGUUUUUUUGUGCAAGCUUAUGAUGACAAUCAUCACCGUCUCUCUUUCAAAAAUCAGGGUUCAACUCAUCGCUUCGCAGAUCCGUACUUCUAUAUGCCUCAACAAUCGUCAGUGACGGUUGAAUCAAGCACAAGGACACAAACAGCAAACAAUGACUUGUGUUUCUGGGGUGACCAGAAUGCUAUGUACGGCAAUCCAAGUGACCAACAACAGGGUUUCAACUUUGGACAAAACCCAUCAAGUUGGUUGAACCAGCCAUUUCCCCAGGUUGAACAGCCACGAGUGGUCAGGCCUCAUGCAACGGUUGCUCCAUUUGAUCUGGAGAAGACUAGAGAAGGAAGUGGCUUCAAGAUUUUUGGGUUCCAAGUUGAUACAACCAGUCCAUCUCCUGUCCAAUUGAGCUCUCCAUUGCCCGCUAUCCAGGAGCAUGUGUUACAAACUCGACCAUCGGCACCGGUGAAUGAAUUGCAACCUGUGCAAAUUGAGUGCUUGCCUGAGGGAUCUGUAAGCACAGCUGGAACUGCAACGGAGAACAUUCAGCAAGCCCCGCAGAGUUCAAAAGAUAUCCAAAGCAAGUCCCAGGGUGCUUCAACAAGGAGCUGUACAAAGGUUCAUAAGCAAGGAGUCGCACUUGGCAGGUCGGUGGACCUCUCUAAAUUCACCGACUACGGCGAACUCCAAGCAGAGCUGGACAAGAUGUUUGACUUCGAGGGUGAAUUGGUAUCUGGCAGCCAAAACUGGCAGAUCGUCUAUACCGACGACGAGGGCGAUAUGAUGCUUGUGGGAGACGACCCGUGGGAAGAGUUCUGCAGCAUAGUGCGCAAGAUCUACAUCUACACGAAGGAGGAGGUCCAGAAGAUGAACUCGAAAUCAGCUGCGCCAAGGAAGGAGGAAUCUCCGGCAGCGGGCGGCGGAGGAGGUUGCGCCGCCGCCACAAACGAGUAGUAUGGUGGUUUGCUCUUGGUGGCAAGUUGAGGCCAAGGUUUUACUACUGCUAUUGUUAUUGCUGAUUUGCUCUCCCCGCCUUCCGGUGUAAAUAUCUGUGUGUACCCAGUCCCGGCCUUGUGCUAGUAAGUAGCAAGCAGUGUUACCUUUUGGUAUUUUAACCAGCAGCUAAGUUCGCGGCAUUUUAGUCCCUGUAAGCGGUAAGCAGCUCUGUAGCGUGAGAUAGAUGGCCAAGCGCCGGUACGUACGUGUAGUGUCUGGUCUUCUCACUGAGUGUACUAUAAAGAGUUAAUAUAGGAGCUGACCCUGUG